AUGAGCCUACCGAGUGGCGUGGACAUGUCGAACCUGAUGCAGCAACAUCCGGUCCUUGGGGCACUUCCGCCGGCCUUUUUCCUGCGGGCGGCCUCAGAACGCUACCAGCGCACGCCCAAAUGCGCCCGUUGCCGCAACCAUGGAGUGGUGAGCGCCCUUAAAGGACACAAGCGCUACUGCCGUUGGCGUGAUUGCGUCUGUGCCAAAUGUACCUUGAUCGCCGAACGCCAGCGUGUGAUGGCUGCCCAGGUUGCUUUGCGACGUCAACAAGCACAAGAAGAGAACGAAGUGCGUGAUCUUGGGUUGUUGUACGGCACGGGAGGAGUACAUGGGGUGGGUCAGACACCCCCGGGUGGAGAUCCUGGAACCACGCAACCCGUCGGGCCCUUCCACGGUGGUAUCCCUUCACCACCGAAUGACGCGGAAGGAACAACCCACCACAGCUACACGUCGGUGUCGGACGCAGAUACGGACGUGCAGCGGUUGAGGACGGAGCACAUGCACUCGGCCUAUUCGCCAAACCGAAGCGAACCGGACAGUCCGGGUCCAAAGCGCCAGCGUAUAUCUACCGAGACAGACCAUGAGACGGAGUCAGAAUCAUCACCCAGCAGUCCCCGGCACAAGUCGUCGCUGUUCUCUCUCCCGAUGGACAAGCAAUCACCGAGCCAAACUGGACCACCAAGCUCACCCGAGUCAGAUCUGGACGUGGACUCGACACCGGACGACUCGAUCGCACCGGAGAACCUGAGCCUCAAGAAGGACUCGAGUGUAUAUACGAAGCCUGCAACGCUGGUGCCUGUGGCGAACGGCGGGGCUGGUUUUCUGCCUUACAACCAGCAGCCAACCGUUGCUCAGUACCAGCAAGCCAUCGGUGUCAGUGCCUCCCCAGCAUCCGGCCAGCGUUCACCGGUGGAUGUGCUGCUGCGGGUGUUCCCAAACAGGCGCCGAAGUGAGGUCGAGUUACUGCUGCAGCGCUACCGAGGCGACGUAGUCCAGGCCAUGGAGGCGAUGCUAUGUGGAGAUGAUGCGCUACACUCGCCCAUCAGUGUUCCAACACCUUCACCGUCUUUUGCAGUGAAGUCGGCAUUCUCGCCGCUGAUGCCUUCCGGAACGUUCAGUAGUCCGACGGUGCGGUACUCCUUCCUGCAGCAGGCACACACCAAGCGUUUCCUGUCCGCGCCCUACACGGGUACGGGCUAUCUCCCGACCAUCCUGCAGGAUCCCGAGCAGCAGCAUCAGUCCGAGCAGCAGGGUGUUGGCCCAAACUGUGCCGUACCACCGUCCAGCAGCCCCUGCGUUGAUGGAUCCGAGUAA
This is a messenger RNA of Anopheles nili, 1314 nucleotides long. RefSeq names its product doublesex- and mab-3-related transcription factor A2 (gene dmrt99B). Gene Ontology annotation, molecular function: protein binding; RNA polymerase II cis-regulatory region sequence-specific DNA binding; DNA-binding transcription factor activity, RNA polymerase II-specific. The record is from RefSeq and is a predicted model, not a curated record. Gene Ontology annotation, cellular component: nucleus. Lineage: Eukaryota; Metazoa; Arthropoda; Insecta; Diptera; Culicidae. Bases 1 to 1314 code for a protein of 437 amino acids. Gene Ontology annotation, biological process: sex differentiation; regulation of transcription by RNA polymerase II. The transcript is spliced from 7 exons.